Aplosporella prunicola CBS 121167 is the source of this 2136-nucleotide messenger RNA. Its product is annotated as glycoside hydrolase family 81 protein. Bases 1 to 2136 code for a protein of 711 amino acids. Lineage: Eukaryota; Fungi; Ascomycota; Dothideomycetes; Botryosphaeriales; Aplosporellaceae. Gene Ontology annotation, molecular function: glucan endo-1,3-beta-D-glucosidase activity; endo-1,3(4)-beta-glucanase activity. The transcript has 7 exons. Gene Ontology annotation, cellular component: cell surface. The record is from RefSeq and is a predicted model, not a curated record.
AUGGUCCCCUCCGCAAACAUCUUCCAGAGCAUCUCUGGCGACGCAGUGCCGUCGCAGAUCCCGCGCCGUGACAACCACCCGCAGGCGCGGAUCGGCAUUCUGGACUCGAGCAGGGUGAUACAGACCAACAAGUUCUAUGCCAACCUGUUCCUCGGCUCGCGCGCCGACGGCGUCUGGACACACCCGUACAGCAUCUCCUGGAGCCAGGGCCGCGGAAAUGCCCGGAGCUGGGGCCUUGCCAUCUCGCACAUCGACCGCGACAUGCUGGCUCUCGGCCCAGACACGGGCCACGGCAGCCGCCAGUAUUACAUCAACCCAAUUGGCAUCCAGUCGAUGCUCCUGUCGGCGGCCGAACUGAGCAACUCCACUAGCAUGACGGUCGACUCGUUGCAGACAUUCUCGGCGAACAUGAACCUCGCGCCGACAGCGGGCGCCAGCCCAAUCGUCACAUUCCCGCUCGUUCAGGGCAUGGGCUUCGUGACCGGCGUCUACAAGGGCGCGACGCCUCUCGUCCAGACCAGCGUCUUCUUCCGUACGGUCAGAGGCCCCAUCGCUGUGGGCUCGACCUCCAAGUGGCAGGUGACGCUGGAGGACGGCAAGUCUUGGCUCGUGUACGCGACGCCCGACGCCGGGUACGCGGCACCGGCUCUGAACAUGACGAGCAACACGACGCUGCGCGGGCCGCCGAACUGGCGGGGUACGAUCAUGGUGGCGAAGAACCCGGCCGGCAACGCAGGCGAGUCCAUCUUCGACACGAGCGCGGGCGCCUACCCUGUCGCAGCAAUCAUCACGGGCUCAGUCAGCGGCGGCACGGGCUCCUACUCGCUGCAGUUUGGCAAGGCCGGCCUGACUAGCAAGACGCUGCUGAUGUGGGCGCUGCCGCACCAUGUGCAGAGCUUCGACAGCCACACGGCGCCGGGCCGUAGCAACGUGCAGCUGUACACGACGACCAAGGGGCUCGCGACCGCGGUGCGCAGCGACUUCUGGACCAUGGUCGAGUCGAACCUGCCCACGAGCAUGGGCUUCGCGCCAUGGACGCCGUCGCGCGGCGCCAUUACUACGCUGUCGAGCACGGCAACGCGCGCGGUUAGCAGUGCGGCGGAGAGCGAGCUGCGCCAGGAUAUCGACGGCCAGACGAACCUCAAUAGCAUGUACUUCAGCGGCAAGGGCCUGGCUAAGUUUGCAUCCAUUGUCUAUGCUGCCAAUGACUUGGCGAAGAACCAGAGCGUGGCGAGGCCGGGACUGGAUAAGCUGAAGAAAGCGUUUGCCGUCUUUGUUAAUAACCGCCAGAUUUACCCUCUGGUGUAUGACAGCACUUGGGGUGGUGUCGUGAGUAGCGCUGGCUAUCAGGAUGCCAAUGCGGAUUUUGGAAAUGCGUACUACAACGACCACCAUUUCCACUAUGGAUACUUUGUGUAUACGGCGGCUGUCAUUGGGUAUCUUGACCCCUCUUGGCUGAACACGACCAACAAGGCAUGGGUGAACAUGCUUGUGAAGGACUUUGCGAACCCAAUUCAAGGAGGUGACUUCCCUUUCAGUCGUGCGUUCGAUUGGUUCCACGGGCACAGUUGGGCAAAGGGCCUUUUCGCCUCGGCAGAUGGAAAGGAUCAAGAAUCGACGUCUGAGGACGCAUUCGCGACGUACGGCAUGAAGAUGUGGGGCCGCGUGAUUGGAGAUGCAAACAUGGAGGCCCGAGGCAACCUCAUGCUGGCGCUGCAGGCGCGCAGCUUCCAGAAUUAUUUCCUGAUGGAGAGCAACAACCGCAACCAGCCGGCCGAGAUUAUCAACAACAAGGUCACGGGCAUUCUGUUCGAAAACAAGGUCGACUGGGCGACGUACUUUUCCGCCGCAUGGUGGUGCAAAGAAGGCAUCCACAUGAUCCCGGUCCACGUCCCGUCGACGCUGAUCCGGACGCCCAACUUCGUGCGCGAGGAGUUCAACACGUACAUGAGCAACGGGCGGAUCAACGAGGCCGAGGGCGGGUGGCGCGGCAUCCUGUACGCCAACCUGGCCCUCAUCGACCCGCGGGCGUCGUACGACUUCUUCGCCAAUCCAGGCUUCGAUAUGGGCCUGUUGGACGGCGGCGCCAGCAGGACGUGGUAUCUGGCGUAUGCGGCGGCGCUGGGCGGCGCGUGA